Molecule: messenger RNA, 602 nt
Organism: Oncorhynchus gorbuscha (pink salmon)
Lineage: Eukaryota; Metazoa; Chordata; Actinopteri; Salmoniformes; Salmonidae
Product: immunoglobulin-like domain-containing receptor 2
Exons: 3
Biological process (GO): pancreas development
Cellular component (GO): membrane
Source: RefSeq, a predicted model, not a curated record
CGUUAUACUCGGGUAGAGCGAGGCGCCUCGAAUAGCGGUUUGAGGAAUGAGGCGGAAAAGGCGAGGAGAACAUGUACACAGGACUUCUCUAAACGCAAAUGCUUUGAUAUGGAAGAUGUGUUUGUUGCUGAGAUGGUGGAUUCCUGUACUAUUCCUGACAGAUCUCCCAUCAAGCUCAGCCAUCCAGGUCUCCUCUCGUGAAGACAAGAAGUAUGCCACGCUGUUCCAGUCGGUGGUCCUGCCGUGUCAAUACUCCAGCAUGUCCACCCAGACGCCUGUGGUCCAAUGGUGGUACAAGUCUUACUGCCGCGACCGCACCCGCGACGCCUUCAGCUUCCCGGAGGGCCUGGGGGUAAGGGGCUCCUCGUCCCAUCUAGACUGCUCCGAUUCUAGCCGCACCGUCCGCGUGGUGGCCUCCGUCACCGGAUCCUCCAUCACCCUGGCCGAGCACUACAAGGGCAGAGAUAUUACUAUCAUCAACAAGGCUGACCUGCGUAUCGGGGAGCUCCAGUGGGGAGAUAGUGGGGUUUACCUGUGUAAGGUGAUCAUCUCUGACGACCUCGAGGGCAGGAAUGAGGCCCCUGUGGAGCUUCUGGUGUUGG